UUUACUUUAGUCGUCACCCAACAUGCGUUUCCAUAGCGAUUAUUUUGCAGGAAUAUCUGUGUUGUGACACUUUGGAAUAAAAACCGUUUUAAUGAUAACAGUCGUAUGACGAGGAAGCUGAAACCCGUACACACGAUCGAAGCUCUGUCGAUACAAGCUGGUCUGCGCAUGAACAGGCGUUGCGAGGGAGGUUGAAUAAUGGCUUUGUCUUGUGAAGAGUUUCGGAACGUCUGCCACGACUGACUAGCAAGGCAUACCGCGCGCGCUCUAGCCCCAGUCGUCACGAGAGCAUCAGUUGAUGAUUCUCUGAUUAAUCAAUGUAGUAGUUGUAACCAGGUGAAAAUGAUUGCUGGAAGUAACGACAUGUGGCGGGAAAAGUCUCGUGCACAGAUGGUGCCAUCUUCCCAGGAGUCUGCGCUCUCUAGAUAGGGCUGCUUAUGGCAUGGGCUAAUGUAUUAUUCACAGCGGCGACGUAGGAAGUAAAUAAAACCGCAUCGUGAUGAAUCGUACGGAAGUCCUACUGCCAAGCGCAUAACUGUGAACACAUCGUGUCUAAUGGAGGACGGGUGAAAUAAAUUUACAAUACUUUUUUAAUUCCUUACUAUUUUUUUUGCUUUUAUUUUUUUCACUCCUGUUGUUUUAUUAUUUUUUUUUUUAUUGAAAUAUGACAAUCGUUGAGUCAGUGCGAUUGCGAACGACGAAGAAAGGUGAACCCCCAAGGCAUGGAAACGUGUACGAUGAACGAGGGUAUUACGGAUUCUAAGAACGGUGAUGGUUUCAGAUCGUCGGAUAACGAUGACAACGCGACCCAGAGGAAGGAGAGGGACGAUCGGAUGCUGCUCAAUGUGGGCGGGGUCCGGCACGAGACGCACGUGUCGACGUUAUGUAAUGUCCCCAACACGCGCCUGUCCCGUCUCGCCGAGGCCCAUAUCGAGGCGGAGAGGGACAGGGAGGAAUACUUUUUCGAUCGCCAUCCCGCCGUCUUCAACUCCAUCAUCGACUUCUACAGAACUGGAGAGCUGCACGUUCCGCUGGAGGUGUGUGGCGCCGUUGUGAAGCGGGAACUCGACUUCUGGCAGAUCAACGAGUACGAGAUCCGGGCAUGCUGCUGGCGGCAUUACAGGUCGUACAUCGAGAACCAACGAAUCCUCGACUCGUUCAACAAGAGUCUCUACAAGGAGGCCAUGUCUGUCAACCUGGACGGACUGACGGGCUGGAGCUACUGGCAGAUGAAGAUCUGGCUCAUCCUAGAGUACCCGAGAACCUCGCGCUCCGCAAUGAUUUACGGCAUUGCGUCUUUCCUGUUCGUGGUGACCUCCAUAGCAGGUUUUUGCCUGGAGACUUUACCGCAACUGCGGCCACGUCUGAACGUGUCGAGACCGUGCGACGGCGACUCCAAGGGCGAUAUCGCCAUAGUGAUGGCGUCCCACGAGGCGCUCAACGUCCUGGACGUCAUCUGCACCGUGUUCUUCACGCUGGAACUGAUUUUUAGAUUCGCGUUUUCGCCCAACAAGUUGCGGUUCGUGCGCUCUGCGAUGAACAUCAUAGACCUGCUGGCCCUGGUCCCCCUGUACGUGCAGGUGAUUUUCCAGCACUCGUCUCUGCAGGCGUGCUACCUGAACGAGCGCCUGGUCAUCGAGAUCAUGUUCAUUCUCCGCAUCAUCAGGAUGUUCCGGAUCUUCCACUUGGUGAAGCAUUACCAGGCUCUCAAAGUCCUCGUGUAUGCGCUAAAGGCCAGUCUGCAGGAGCUGAUGAUGUUGUUUAUUUUCCUCUUGAUCGGCAUGCUAGUGUUUGCCACCAUGAUCUACUAUGCAGAGCGCAAAGACGCUGUCACCCCAAGCGACACCUUCAAUACCAUUCCCGUGGGCUUCUGGUGGGCCAUCAUCACCAUGACGACCGUCGGAUACGGCGACGUGUAUCCCAAGACUCCUAUAGGAUACAUCGUCGGCACGGCGUGUUCCGUCAGCGGUGUUCUCCUUGUAGCUCUGACGAUUCCAGUUAUAUCCAACAAUUUCACGCUGUUCUACAGACACGUUCGUUCCAGGGGCAAUGGUUGUGGAGUGAAAAUCUCGGCUGCGUCACUCGUGUUGCACGAGAAUUCCAAACCACAGGAAACGGAAGGCUCGGUCUCCGCGGCCAUCCGGAAGUCGUCUGCUGAAUCUGCUGUAGUUGGUCCCUACAUGAACGGAAAACUAAAACCCCGCGAUAUCGAGGACAAAGAAACGACUGUGUACGUCCCACUUGCAAAAUUCUCCGACGCCAACCCCAUGGGGGACAUUAUGUUGAAAAAAUCUCCUUUAAAUUUCAGUAUGAAGCGGAAUAAAUCUGUAAAGAGUCGGCCGGACGAUGGCGUCACAUAUCACGUGGAAACAAUUUUGUGAUGGUCACGCUAAGCCGUUAUGAACCACCAUAAACAAAGGUGAAAGGUCAAAGUGAAAGAUUGUACAUGUGCAAAUCAGCGGUAGGCACAAAUUCUGACCCGGAUAAACAGUGCGGGUUAUAGAAAAUAUUUCUAUAUGAGUAUCAGGUAAAUGUAAAUAGAAAAAACCCCAGCAAAAACAUUUCAUCUGUCUGGACUGUGCACAUCUUUCAUAGCAGUGACGCGGAUUCUUCCAAAUGUUUGUGAUAUUAAGGAUUGCCUCUGUCUAAAGUUAUUUUAUUCUGUCGUAAAUUCCUCCAGCGACACCAGUGCAGUUGUAUUUAGUGUGAUUUAUGUUAUUUUCAAGUAGAUUUCUAGGCAAUAUGCAUCUCAUGAUUCUGUUUGUGGAACAUCUUGCCACACGUUGUUGCCUUCUCUGAGACUGCUACAGGACUUGAUUUUGUGAUUCGAAUUUUGUUUAAAAAACAAGUUAUUGCAUUUGUUUACGGUAGUUAGAGCUAUUCCAGUGAUACCAUGGCCGAGAACAGUAAGAUGCUAAGUUUUCCAAUAACUACCACCUAAAGAAUAGAAUUAAAUAUUUUUUUGCAACCACCGAUAAAAUGCAAUGAUAGAAUAAUCAUCUACUUUGUAGAACAGACGUUAUGUUCUGGCAAUUAUAAUCACAUUUACAUUUCACAUGUAUUUAUCAUCCAUACUCACUAAAAAUUACCCUUUUCCAUUUUUAAACAAUCAAAAUCAUCUAUGUCAGGUAAAAUCAUCUGUGUCAGGUAAAAUCAUCUGUGUCAGGUAAAAUUUCUAAACCCAGUAUGCCUAAAACAUCACCUCUUACUCUCGACAAUGGGAUCAUUACCCGAAUAUGUCUUAUUAGAUAGAUCUCUAUUUGCUAGUGCUAAGCAGACGCGUGUCCCAAGGUCAAAUAUUUCCGUACGUCAUAUUCAGCUGUACACAGCUAGCAUUGGCAAUAGUAAUAUACCAGUUUUACAGUUGUAAUUAAACACUGUCGACUACACAUCUUCGCAAAAAUCAUUAUACUUGAAAGGCGAUAUUAACUAUUAGUUCUGUAUUUGAUUUCAGAGGUACAUGUAAUUAGUAGUUUUCGACAUUAAACGUACAACGCUGACAGAUCAAGAAAGCGCUGUAAUAUCGGAUGUGUUUUAUUUUCUAAAAUAGGUUUGCCUUGUACGGUUUGUAAAACAUUUUCGGCUAGGUGCGCUAUUAGUUCAUCUGAGAUCUGAUAUAUUUUAAAUAAUGUUGCAUAUUAUUAAGGAACUUGCGACAAAAAUAAACAUAUAUUUUUCAAAGGUUCCAUUACAGUAUAGACAAGAAGUCUUCAACAAAAUCAAAAUUAACUAAAUCAGAACGGUGUGCAAAUCAGUAUAAACUAUCUGUAAAAUACAACCCAGUAUCAGGACUGAAUUUCAGUGAAGAUUAUUACAUCUGGAUAUAUGCACAUGUAAAACACCCCACAAGGAUUUAAAAACAAACACAAUUUUGUUGAAUGGAAUGUUUUAAAAAUGUAUAAUUAAACAUUUAAAAGCGAUAAAAUUAAAAUAACGUUUUUAAAUUGACAUUAUCAAUUUGAAUGAAUUUAGCACACCUUAUUUACCCCCAUCCCCACUCACCUGAUAUGAUAUUAUAAAGUUAACACUAUGUAUUACACACAACCGUUUAUCACCCUCAAUGUGUUUAUUUUAUACCUAAAAUUCUUCGUGCAUUUAAAAGAAAUGAUAUAUUGUGAUUUUAAUCAUCGAACUUAAAAGAUAAUAUUUUGUGUAUCUGUUGAACUGCUGGUAAAUCUACCCCAGAUUCAUAUUUACCAUGCUAAAAGAACAUUGAGCAGUUUUAAUGAUAGGGGAAGUUACUCUACUGCUGUAUGAUUUUACUUUGUAGUAUGCGAUUACUUCCCCUACAAUGACUAAUACCGUAGUUGCCGCGUUUUCAAAAGAAAAAAACCCUGUGUUGACCGAGACUCGCGACCAGACCGCCCCACUUACCCUACCUCUCCCACCAUUGUGUACGUCUCUGCUUCAUUAGUGAUUAAAAUAAACGAAACAAUGAUAAGAAAAAAGAAAGAAAGAACGAAAGGUAUAGGCUGUAAUUUAAAUAACCAAAUACGAUGAUGAAUGUAUAGUGAAUACCGACUGACCGCCUUUAAAAACUGUCCGCACAUUCCUAACUGUUGAUAUGGAGUGAACAUGAGGUAAAAUCAAAUUAAGCAGCUUGUGAUCUAAAAACUAGGUUUUCGUAAUGCUUAUAAUCAUCUACAGAAUACUGGUCUGUGAGGAGAACGUUAGUGACUGCUAACUACACUUUAUACCCAUGAACAAUAUGUUGACAUCUUUGAAUUGUACAGUUGAUGCCAAGUUCGUGUUGUUGAUCUUCAACUCCAUGUUGAUACAAACAAAUUCAGUUGGACAUGCGCAUUUCAUUUUGAUGGACAUGUACGUCAUGCCGAUAAAAUCGAAUUUCAAGCUGGAGGUCACAAACGUCAUUUUGAACUAUGCGAAUGUCUGUUCAGUAGCCUGCAUAUAAAACUUCAUUGAGGGAGCAGCGAACUGCACAUUAAUACAUGCGAAGUUCGUAGUGUUAAUUAUAUACGCCAUGCUGAUAUAUACAUAAAUAAACUACAUGGUAAUUAUCAACUACACGUUGAAGAACGACGUUUACGCUCGUGUACUACAGAUAAUGACGUAAACAUUAUGGAAGUCAUCAAAGUCAUGUAAAUGCUGUUUAUUCUUAGAAUGAAUUGUAAAAUUAUCGUGGACUCUGUCUAAACUGUUGAUCUCCAAAAUGUUCCAUUAAAAUUCUUACAAAUUUGCUAAGUUUUCGUAAUCCAGACAGCUGUUUCUGCAUUAAUAACAAAGUAAACUUAUAAAAGCUAUACAUUUUUCUUUAAAGAAUGAUUACCUUUCUGUCAAAAAUGAAGGACAUUAAUAAAAACAAUGGUACUGAUCACCUACACAAUUCUAUAAUGUACAAUAUGUUUGUUAAAAAAGGGAUGUUACUUCAACGUCAUCGUUCUACAAAUAAUAUGUGGUUACCAGAACUAAAUUUAAUUAACAGUAUUGAGAGUUUGUGGUUUUUUAACAAAUUUUUUUUUAUAUAUAUAAACUUAUAAGCUAAAUUCUAAUUUAAUACAAUUAUUCAUUUUACCUUUUGGGGUAUUUAAUUAUCACUAUUGCAUUCUUUGCGGAAAUAAUAUUUAAGUCUUAUUUCUGUUGUAGAUAACAACCAUCCCUUUUUUGAAAAACAUUAUUGUUGCCACAUAUAACUUAACCCACAAUCAUCUUUUGACAUUAUUUAACCAAAAGGACUUAUAUGUGUCAUUGUAAUAUGUGUAAAACAAGUUGUUACAUAAACUGGAAAUUAAUUUGUUUCCCUUGUGCAGCUUUUUUUUCUUUGUUUUUCCUUUGUUUGUUUUUUGUUUGUUUUUUUACAUCAUUAUGGUAUUAUCCUUGUAAUAACUUGUAAAUUAAUGGGUAUAUUAUUAGUUUCGUCAUGCAGCAUUUAAUGAUGAAUACUUUUCAUUCUUGAAGAAAGUCGCCGGUAUACUCAGCGUACCGGAUUAGUCAUCAAGCUACUAUCACUGGACGGAACUUUGAGAUCUUUCCCAGUUUACACAAUUAUCAGGAUUACGCAGACGUCCUCUGUAUUACGACAAUACUCUUCUAUUAAUUUAAACUGAUUUUAGUUGAUUAGACUAGUGUUUUUCAAUGUUCCUGUUGGUCAAUAUGUACUGUAAUUAUGACAUGUAUUAUGCACUGGAGUCUUUCAGACUGGAGAUGGAUACUAUUAAUUACUCUAUGCGAUCCACUUAUAAUGUGCUAUGCAAAUAUUUGUAAUAUACUUUUAUUGCUGUAGUCAUUUUAUCAUUACAAUAUUUGACGCUAUUUUUAGUUACGCUUAUGGUAGGGUCUUGAUGUCAUUAGGGGCUUCACCAUUAGCGCUUGUUAAUUGGGGAGCAUGGGGAUGGAGGGAUUUGUUAAAUAAAAGAAGACACAUUCAAAGUUGAUUUUAAAAAUGAUGUUCUUAUUUGUUUUUUAUUUGAUCUGUUCCACACCCAGCCAUUGUACCUGCCAGGGCCCGUUCUUAUAAAACAUUUAGAGUCCAUGCUCAAUCUAUAAUGACGUCACACACAUACAAUUUGUAUGGUAUUGUCAUGCUAUUACUGUAUCGGACUCUAUUAGAGUCUCGAGUCUAGACUCUUAAUGUUUUAUAAGCACCAGGCCAGAGACUGGGAUGGACGUGCCUGGACCUUUAUUUGUUAAAGGCACAUUAAUAAAGUUACUUGGACUUGAUUUUCGUUUAAAGAAAUUACUGAAAAAUGGCUCGGGCCUCCAAGAAGGUCUGUAAAUGUAAAUAUGUUAAAUAACCUCGAGCUUUCAGGACUUUUCAGAGUAAUCAUUUUUUAAUAUAUAUAUAUUGGCGUUUAAAUUCUAUUAUCAUUUAAAGGGAUAUGAUCACGUUUACAACAACGUGUGGUAUUUCAGUCCAAAAGUUAAUUUCUUCCAUGAAUUAGUAAUGCUUUCAAUCUAAUCAAACGAAAUUUAGUUCUUAUUUCUGAGUGUAUAACCACCUGCAUAUUUGAUUUGGAAACGCGUAAAUGCUUAGUUUCAUGAUAAUAAUUAUGAACAUUCUGAAUUGUCGCACAUUCUGUAAGAAGAAUAUAAUCAUUUCAAAUGGUAGAUACCAAAUUCUAAUAAUAAUAAUUCUAAUAAAAUUCUGGCGCGCUUACACGGUCCCAUCAAGGCACUUUCUUUAGCUUCUAAAGAUACUGGUAACACAUCGAAUAAAACAAAUAUUUUAAAUAACAAUCUAUAAAGCUUGGUUUCCAUAAAACAGCCAACACGUCAUCGACCGAUGCAGACUGAUGCAGAUCAACGUAGACCAAGGAAUGUUUUUGAAAGUUAAUUAUUAUGUUUUUGGUAACAUAGUCGCAGCCGCCCUGCGUUGUUCUGCGUCGGACCGGGAAAGCUGAAACCUUUUCAGUUUUGCAGGUCUGUCUCAGAACGUCUGCGUUAAUCUGCAACGGUCUUGGUCCAUUACAGAUUUUAUGAAAACCAAGCUAGUUUCCACGAGAAGUACCAUGAAAUACUGUAAGCGAGACACAGACCGUUAACAUUAAGUUAGUCAUAUUCCGUAAUUUAGGUUCUAACUUAUCAAACUUUAACACAUGUCUUUGUAAGGGCAUCAUGUAAGUAAUAUAUCAAGGUAAUGUCAUUUGGACUAUUUCUAAUGAAACUAACACUCGUUUUUGAAAUCCAGCAUCCCGAACCUAUUAAAUUUCUGCAUCCAACAAUAAGGACGUUGUUGUGUUUAUUAUACAUUCCACUAUAAAAUUCACCUAUAUGCUUAUUAUAUAUAUUUAUAACUGUACAUGUUAUUGUUAUAUCAGUGGUACGUUUUAACAGACGUGUUCAAAAUGAGAACAAUUUUUUAUAAAGUUAUUAUGUACAGUUAUGUUAUGGUUGUACUUUUAAUUAAUAUUCAACCAUAUGCAUAUGUUUUUCCUGUUUUCUGAACUAGUAAAUGAAAAUGUUAAUUUUCAAUCCAUAUGUAUUUUAAUCUGCUUUCAUAUACAUGUAGAUGGAAUAUUAAAUAUUUUAAUUUAUUUAGUCUCCACAUAUUCAAUAUGCUUUAUAAUUUUACUACAGUGCAUACAUAUACCCCUUUAUUAUAAAACCAAAUCUUGUUGCGAGUACACAAAUUCCACAAAUGAAUGAAUGGAUGACUGUUUAACGACAACUCAACACAAAAAUAUACAUCGGCUAUUGGGUUUCAGAAAAGGUGUCUUUACUUUAUGUUUAUUGUCAUAUUCCAGACAAUGCCCACACGAACCAGUGGUGUGUGUUUGUGUGUGUGUGUGUGUGUGUGUGCGCGCGCGCGCGUGUGUGUGUGUGUGUGUGUGUGUGGUGUGUGUGUAUUUGAGUGUGGUGUGUUUUUGUAUGGUGUGUGUUCGUGUUUGUGUGUGUGUGUGUUUGUGGUGCAUAGUUUAUGGUUGGGGUGGCUGGCGUUUAUGUGUGUGUGGUGUGUGUGUGUGUGUUCGUGUUUGAGUGUAUUUGUGGUGCGUAGUUUAUGGUUGGGGUGGCUGGCGUUUAUGUGUGUGUGGUGUGUGUGUGUAUGUUCGUGUUUGAGUGUGUUUGUGGUGCGUAGUUUAUGGUUGAGGUGGCUGGCGUUUAUGAGUGUGUGGUGUGUGUAUGUUCGUGUUUGAGUGUGUUUGUGGUGCGUAGUUUUUGGUUGAGGUGGCUGGCGUUUAUGUGUGUGUGGUGUGUGUUUGUGGUGUUAUAUGUGUGUGUAUCUGUAUGUGUGCACGUGCAUGCGUUUGUGUGUGGUGCGUAGGAUGGCUUGCGACUGUGAUGUUUUGAUGAUGAUAGGUAUGAUUGAUCAAUGAACGUGGUGAUAAGGGAACCAAUGUUUUCACACCUACCACCUAUAGAAAAAUAUUAAUAACUGCAAAAUCUCUAAAAGGAUUUAAUGUGACACUCACCAUGUAUUCUCCAGGUACCAAUUUCACAAAACGUCGUAAGCCUAGUUUUGUUUUUAAACGUAAAUAUACGACUAAAUCACAGUUCGUUUAACUACAAACAAUACAAGUAAUAUAUACUGACGUACAUAAGAAAUAAUACCAAGAACAAAUUAUUUAAAUUCCUUUAUAAUUUGGAUAUGGGAAAUGAAAUGCUGACAUGUUUCUGCGUUUAAGGAAUGAAAUUUUGUGCACAUGUUAGAACACCAUAUAUAUAUAUAUCUUUGGAACAUGCAGCAUGUUUUGUUGUUUUUUCUUCAAGUCUCUCGGAGUCUUGGUAUAGUUUCUUGUGGACAUCAGUAAAUUUUGAAAUAAACAUAUUUAACAUCUUUCAUCGUAACUCUAAUACAUCUUCCAUCAUGAUGUAAUUUUCUCUGUAAAACAGAUAAUCACCACAUGAUGUAAACGUCGACAUGUCUAACUGCCAGUAGUAAACGCCAAUUUACGAUGUUUUGUCAAAUUGGCUCCAGCGCGUCUGUCCACGUACAUACCAUGAUGCACAUCACAACACUGCUUAUAACUUGUUGAAUUUGCUUAACACGACACCCCAUUUUAGUAAUGGUUCGAUUGUUCGUUAUCGUUUUAAGUUGUUUUAUGUUUUCAAUAUCCUUGCGUACUUAUCGCGGGAAAGCUAGGAAAACGUGGAAGAAGUGAAUAUAACAUGGUAGAUCGACUUUUAUGACCCUAAUUCACAACGCUCUCUUAUGGGCGUUCUCAUUUGCGAUUAGUCGCAACGAUUUGUAUGCGAUCGAAUCGUACGGUGAGAACACCUAUAGGCCGUCCCACAGAGAACGCCUUUUCUCAACUAUGGAAUUUACCACAAGUUAUUUAUUUCUGGGCCGAUUGUUUUCUAGACUGCAUACAAAAAUAGUAUUUUCUUGCUAUUUUUAAAACACAUUUACUGUUCUUCUUACGUCAAACCAAACUGAAAUUAUUUACAAAAAAAGUUUUAAAGAAUGAUGGGACGGACUAUAAAUCGGAACGACUUUAGUCAUAUACAUGUGUACAUUCCGAUUUUUGUAGGGCCGACAACUUGCAUGCGACAAGUCGCUACGACUAAUCACAUAAUAAGAACGCCCUUUUAGGUUAGUCUGUUUGCAUUGUAUUGCGAGAUCGUAAAGUUGCGAGCGUUUACUGAAUUGGGUCACAGAGCUCCCCCCCCCCCCCCCCCCCAUUCAUGCAAAAAAUCCCCACCAUUCAUUCAGCAGACCGACAUGGCAUGUACAACUAAGAGUUGUCUCCCAUCACCUUCAUGUUACAAUUUCGAUUUCAAGGCUUUUUAGGAAAGAACAUUCUGUCCGAUGCUCAGCCACUGGCCUUGCCAGAGACGGGACGUGGGAUGGGCGUGGCUGAACCUCUUUUGGAUAUAGGCACGUAAAUAAAGUACCAGUACCAGUAACAGGAAAAAACAACUUGUUGUAUAUGAUCUUGUUACAAAUAUACAUAUUUUGAACCAAUCUAUAACAGAUGCUGUCGAAUUUCUUUUUAAAAUUCUGUGUAAACAUUGUUUUUAUCUUUCAGAUAAUGUAGAGUUUCCCUUUGUUAUUUUUGUAUUUAAACAUCACAUAUAGCAGCUACUUUACUUGUGCCUAUUGAUGAGUUUGCUUGAAAAGCAAUGUAAUAUAUUUGCAGAUAAAGCAUUUAAUUGUAAGCACGGUUUCUAUUCAUACUGACAUUUUUAUGUUAACGAGUUCUAGAGGCUAUUUUUUUUAUGAAUUCGUUUUUAUUAUUAAGUAACAAUUAUACAACAUAUCCAUAUAGGAAUGUUACGAAAUCCAUAUGCUGUAUAAAACAAGAUAGUUAGUUCUACUUUUAUGAUACGUAACAGAGUUUUACCCACCAGGUUCAUGCAGGCACGGCGGACGCAAGUAAACAUUGGGGGGGGGGGGGGGGCUGACUGAGAUCGAGGGCGCAAAGCAAAGUUUCUAGGGGGUUCGGGGUAUGCUCCCCCAUACAAAUUUGAAAACUAGAUGUCCUGAAAUGCAAUUCCCUGCAUUGUACAAGUAAAAUUCAUCUCUGCCUUAAGAUGUACUACCAAUACUAUUUUUGUGAUGAUGAUAUUUUGUGACCUACUGAUUAUCAUCAUACAGAAAUACUUAUUACACGAGCUGGUUUGGGUGGCCCACUUCCAGACUUGAUUACACGGCCGUGCCUAGCAGGGAUUGGUUGCAAAAAGGUCUACUGAAGACGACCCCCCCCCCCCCCCCCCCUCCAGCAUAAGAUAAGAGUUACAGUGCCUCCCACCUCCCCUUGUGAUCAGUUCUGGAUAAAAAAUCAAACAAAAGGUUAGUAAAGCUUUCAUUAUUAUGUGUCUUGGUGAGUAAGUAACAUUCACGUGUACGCUUAGUCAUACGAAAAGACACACGAGAUUAUAUAUAUAUAUAUAUAUAUAUAUAUAUAUAUAUAUAUAUAUAUAUAUAAAUUCUAUUCAGGGUUUUACCUCUUUUUUAACCACAAAACAUAAUCACAAUGCUAUUUGUUGUUGUUUCUUUUUGUUAUUGUAUUAUUGACUAUACUCCUACAAUUAUGACAUACUAAGACUGUUUACAAACUGAUCUGAUCAUGUCGGUGUUUCUAAAAUGUUAAUAUAAAUAUUUUGUUUAUUUCUUUUUGUUUAUUUACAUGUUAGUGUAGGUUUCCACGACAACUUGUGUUAUACCAUUAUGCCUCAUGGAGUGGACCCUCCAGUGUUUGUGUUAUAAAUAACUCUCACUCAUCGUUGAUGUCUUAGCUCUGUUCUCGCAGAGCGGUCGUCAAGAAUCACUUAUGUUUAUGUUAUUUUUAAAUUCAUAUCCACGGUUGAAAGUUGCUUGAAUUAUUAAAUUUUAAUAAACUUCAACUGUAAAUCAG
Messenger RNA from Gigantopelta aegis, 11753 nucleotides. Its product is annotated as potassium voltage-gated channel protein Shaw-like. NCBI's taxonomy places the organism in Eukaryota, Metazoa, Mollusca, Gastropoda, Neomphalida, Peltospiridae. The transcript has 3 exons. Gene Ontology annotation, cellular component: membrane; voltage-gated potassium channel complex. Gene Ontology annotation, molecular function: delayed rectifier potassium channel activity; protein binding. Gene Ontology annotation, biological process: protein homooligomerization; potassium ion transmembrane transport. The record is from RefSeq and is a predicted model, not a curated record. Bases 723 to 2381 code for a protein of 552 amino acids.